Messenger RNA from Lymnaea stagnalis (great pond snail), 6868 nucleotides. NCBI's taxonomy places the organism in Eukaryota, Metazoa, Mollusca, Gastropoda, Lymnaeidae. The record is from the annotation of a GenBank genome assembly.
ACAUUGAGGAUUGCGGUGACACGCAUUAGUGUGUAGUGUCCUCAAAGUAAGUAUAUAUAAACUACACAUAUGCUUUUAAGUGCAUCAGGUAUUUUCCGUCAUUUAUAAGUUGUGAAAUACAAAAUUAAAUUUUAAAUAGUUUAAAUUUAUAUAUUUAAAUGUUUAGGUAGAUUUAAGUAAUUUUGAUUUUAAUCAUGUUACGAAAUGAGUUCUAACAAUAUUUAGCUUUUUCAGAAAAUAAUGAAUAUGUAUGUAUUUAAUAUAAAUAUAUAUAUUUAAAAUUUAAUUAAAUUAAACAAUUGCUGUUUUAAAAGCUCAAUAUACACAAGCUUUAUUGAAUUACUUCUGUUAAGGUAAAUGAAUUUUUUGAAACAAUUACUGUGUUUUAUAUUGAAAAGGUUACGUAUUAAAAAUAUUCAGGAGACGUUAAUUUAUCUUACAUUUCCAGAUUUUCUUUAAUUAAAAGCAAUGAAUUAAAUAAAAUUUGUUUCGCCAUUUGUCAUGAAUUUUUAAACAAUUGAUUAAGUUUUAGAAACAAGCGUAGAAACAAACAUUAAAAAAAAUUAUUGUAGUAUUCAAGAAGGAUUUUAAUUACAGUACGAUCGUGCAUGGGCGCCCGCAGAAAAGUUUCUAGGGUUGGGGCAAAAAAAAUCGAUUAACUUUCUAGGGGGGGGGGGGCAAAAAAUUUAAGUUAUGUUUUAAUGUAGUUUUAAUUUACUGUAGCGUAUUUGUAUGGUGAACGAACAGACAGGACAUCAGCUUAGUUACUUUCUCUUUAUUUUCUCUUUACUUCAAUAAAUUUGUUGUCUAUUUUUUACUAAAAAUUGUUUAUCCAAACAAUCCAGGGGUUGGGGGGGGCAAGUGCCCCCCUCCCCCUGCAGGCGCCCAUGGCCCAUGCGAUCGUGUGUUCUUUAAACUAUCCUAUAGUUUUUUAUUUUAUAAUUUAAAAUUAUAAAAGAAAAUGUAAUCAUACCUAAUUUUAAAAUGGAUAUUAAUGUUCACAUGUUUUUAAUAUCAUAUCAUAUAUAAAAUAAACGUAAAAACUAUUUUGUGGGUUUCUUUGUGGCUUUGUUCCACAAAUCUUUUUAAAUGGAUUGUUUGAUCUUACUCAAACUUGGUACAUAUCCCCAUCAUUAUACAGAAGAAACUCUUGGGCGUUAUGAAUUUUUGUAACAUUCAUUUGGGGGCCGGGGCCCUGAAUUCUUAUUUUUUCCCCUUUUAUGAGAUAUAUAAUUAAAUUACGAAUAAAUACUCCUGCAUUAAUAAAUGGAUCUUGACAAAACUAAAUAUCCAUAAACUUGAUUAUCCAUAUUCAAAUACCGAAGAAUGCUGAACGCAAAUAUCCAUUGCUUUGGGGCCGGGAAUUGCUAUUAAUUUUUCCUAAUAUAACCUAUAUAAAUAUCAAUAGGCCUAGACAACACUAUAGUUUUUAUGUGAAUUGAUGGAUGCAGGCCUAGCGUGGGAGCAACACUCUUCGUUGUCCGUCUAGAAAUAUCGCUGUAUUUAUAACUAAAAUAUUCAAUUUAUAAUUUACUAGAAUGUUCGAUAGUUCAAAAGCAAUAUCUUAAUAUAUUUUAAUUGGGAAAAUUUUUAAACGUUACUCAUUAUUUAGUCUAAAUGAUUUGUUAUAGGGCUCCAUCUUACGUAUAACUGAAUCGUUUUUCCUUUUAAUAGCUUUAUAAAUAGCAAUUUGCUUGGAAAACACUCUGGCUUUAGGUUAAAGAGAAUAGAUGGAUCCAGAUUCUGAUUUGUAGUAUUACCCUUAAUGUUUACAUAUAAAUAUUGUGGAAUUUAAAUCUAAUAAUUUUCAAUCUAGAAUUUUAUAGAAAUUUCCUUUAUUUAAAUAAGCCAUAUCUAUGACAUUUGUAAAUGGAUUUUAAUUUUACACAUUUUAAAUUUUAACUCCAUAAUUAUUCUAACUUAUUUUGAUAGGAUUCCAAUCUAGGGCAAAACUAAUUCGAUACAACUAUUGAAUGGUCCCUCACUGGGGUCUCUCUUUUAACUUAAAUGUACUAUAUUUUUAGAAGUGCAUUUUCGUGUAGAAUUGUUAAUAUUCGAAUAAUAAUUACUUAGAAAAUUCUUAUUUUUACACGUUGUGAUGAGUAUAUCAGUAUUAAAUCUAAAUGUUCCCAAGGGUUCUAUAUUGUUCAACGGGGAUAAAUAAAGGGAUUUUACAGUUUUUUUUAAAAUUUAGUUUAGUUCUAUUGAGUUCUUUACUUUAAUGGGGAUUUCCUUUAGAAAUAUCCUUCAUAUUAUUACCGGAAAAAAAUACGACUGGAAACAUGAUCCCUACGAGAAGCAGAAUCCUAAACGGGAAUGAAUAAAUUGGAACUAACUGGUAUUGCGCUCCCAUCGAUUGACAUGAUCAAAUAGGUAUACUAUCAGUCGAUUGAUUUUCUUUUGACAAGAGGAUCCCACCGGAAACUGGAUGCAUUGAGAAGGGAUCUUAAUGGGAUUGGUAUGCCACCUAAAAACGGUAUCCCCUCUGGAUCCGAACCACACCGGGAAAGAUAUUUUAAUGGGAAACGGGACACACUAAGUAUUUUCCCUUUUUUAGGAUUCAACCGGUGCCGGGAUAAGUCCAGUGUCGGUAUCCCACCGGGCAACGGUAACACAUCGGGAUUUUAAUCCAACAGAGAUCUGGAUCCUAUAAAAGUCAUUAUCCUAUUGGGAUCAUACUGCAAAUAGGAUUGGGAUUUUUGGAACUGGAAACCACCAAAUGAGGUCGCGAUCCCUCCGGGUACAGGGAUACCAUCGGAAAACGGGAUCACAUUGGAAAACUCGAUGGGAUUUGAAUCCUUCCGGGAUUUGGAUCCCACCGGUGAACAGAAUGUUUACAAAAGUUAUUAUAAAUAUGUUUUAGAGGGAGAAAAAGUAUUUUUUUUUCAAUAGUUUUAAAAAUAUUUUUUACUUUGCGCUAAUUUGAAUGUUAAUUAAAAGUAUGUAGAAGUUGUUGAUUUUUUCCGUAUUCAUCCCGGGCAACGCCGGGUAUAAAAUGGCUAGUAAGACAUUAAAAAGGAAAGACAAUAUACUUAGAAUGUGUGGAAACAAUGAAAACUUCUGAAUUAUAAACAUAUCUUUCUAUAAAUAAGUAAAAUGUUUUAUUAUGUUAAUUUAUUAAUAAGAUGUUCAAAUUUUUCUCUUGCUUAACGUGUUUGAUAAUUAAAAGGUAAAUAUAAAAUUUAUUUUUUCACUAAUUAACAAUGUGAUUUAAAAAUAAAUAUUGUUAAAAUGACCUAACUAAUAAAUACACAUAUAAAUGAACAAAAUAUAAUUUUUUAUUUACCAUUUUUUCUUUAAAUUAUUAAAAUGUUGUUACACAUUACAGAUGUCCGAAACAAGUUACACGUUUGUACUGGUUGGAAAGACUGGAGUAGGUAAGAGUGCUGUGGGAAACUCGAUCCUUGGACAAUCAAAAUUUAAAAGUAAUGAUUCAAGUCAGUCCGUGACAUCUGACUAUUCCAUGAAAUGUGCCCUUCGAAAAGGUUUUAAUGUAACAGUGGUAGAUACUAUAGGAAUAAUGGAUACGCGUUCAAAAUCAGAUACAUCAAUAUCAAAAGCAUGUGAAAAUAUGAAAAUAAUGAUGAGCAACUGUUCAACAAAUGGAAAACUCGCAAUUGUUUUUGUGAUUAAAUAUGGUGAAAGAUCGUCUGAAGAGAAUAACACCACGAUAACGAUACUAGAACAUAUAUUUGGAAUAGAAUCCUUUUUUAAAUCGUGCAUACUUGUUAUGACCCAUGGAGAAAAUUUUGAUCUGGAAUAUAAUGGGGAAAAAAAAUUUGGUGAUUAUGUUAAAGAACAACAAGGUCAUCUUGGAGCUUUGUUCAGCAGGUGCAAUUAUAAGUGUGUACUAUUUUAUAACCAAACAAAAUCUCUACAGAUGAAAAUGAAACAAUUUGAUGAAUUGCUGAAGUUCGCUCAGCUGCUAGAUCAUGGCUACACGAAAUUUAAAUUUGAAGAAGCAAAACGGGAACAAAAUCGUCUGAAACUUGAAUUGAAAUUACCAACUAUAAAAGAGGAUUUUGAAAUAAAAAUUCAAAACAUUUCAAAAAUGAUCAAUUCCUUAAAUUUAAGUGUAGAUUCAACAAUGGAAUUGUUUUCUCUGGAGAAUGAGAUAGUUAAAUGUAUUGCCAGUUUAAAUAAAAUGGAUGACCCAGGAAAUAUUUAUUACACUGAAUGUGAAGACAGACUUUUAGAUGACAUCAGGGCAGAGCUUAACAAUUUGAAUCAAUCAAUUUCCGAAAUGAGCGAAAGGUGUGCAGAGUUAAAAAGGAAACAUGAACUAUCCUCCAAAAUUCAAGAUAUUGCCAACAAGAUUGACAAUUUUAAUUUAAGAGACGAAGGAAAUGGAACUAAAAUCGAAAAUUAUGAAGAGCAACUUACUGCCAUUGAAACCGAUCUAAAUCAAAUGCAGCUAUCCGGUGAUCUAAAAAAUGAAUUGUUAUUAGAAAUUAGAAAUGCUAAACAAAAAGGGAAUAUUAUGAAACUGGAAGAGGAACAAAGAAUAGAAACGUCAAUCAAUGCAAAAAUACAAAGUUUAAUUGAUAUUUUGAACAAAAUAGAUUCUGUUGAUCCAAAUACCUCAGAUACAAUAAGUUCCAUUAAAAACGAAAUUAAAGAUAUUUUACGCACAUUAGAACUAAAGGAACAUACAAUCUGCAAAGAGUCUAUGGUCUACAUUAAAUUACAAUUGAACAAUUUGGAGGAUGCUAUAUCUUCAAAAGAAGAACAUCUCAAACAGUCAAAAGACAAAGAUGCACUCGUGUCACUCAUUGAAGAGCUUACAAUUAAUAUUACUGAAACAGAUCCAAAUGAUAAUGACAUAUUAAAUUUGAUUUCCUAUUUUGAAGAACAAGUUAAAAACUUGCAACUUUCAAUAUCAUCAAAACUGUCUAAUGUACAAUUUACACAUUUCCUAAACUUAACCUUAAAUAGUUCACGAAAAGAAUUAAACAUUUUGAAAGCCACCGUGCAAAGAACGUUAGAAAAAGAGAUACAUUUGGAAAUCCAAACUAUGGUAGAUGAGAUUAAAAGUGUUGCUUUAUCAAAAGGAAAUGUAUCAGAAUUUUUAGAGCAGAUAACAGCAAAAAUGAACAAUGUUAAAAUUAGACUAGAGGCAGAAAAAGAAAAAAUGGACAAGCAAUUCAUACAAAAUUGCUUUCUCACGUUAUCAAAUAUUGAAGAGGAUAUUACAAAAACAGAAGAGACGUUACAGCAGACAACAGUACUUUAUAAUCUUGAAAAUGAAAUUGAAAAAUUGAUAAGUGAAAUAAAAAAAACUGAUAAAAAAGAUAAACAGCUUUGUGCCAUAGCGAAUCGAUUUGAAGACGAAAUAACACAUUUAGCUAACAAGAUAAAAAAAGAAAACUUUACAAGUAGACUCAAUUCAAACUUAGAUAAAGCCCGAAGGAGAUUAGACGAGCUCAUAGCUAAAGUAAAAGAAGCAAAUGAAAUUGAAAUAUAUAGCCAAAUACAAGACCUAAUUGCAAGAGUAAACAAGAUUGAAUUAAAUGAUCAAAAUUUGUUUGAAACGUUGUCUGCUAUGCGAAAUGAAGUAUCAGAUUUAAAUCAUAAUAUUGAACAACAGAAAAAGCUAAUGAGCCUCGGCACACUUGAAGACUUUAAUAACUCAUUGAGGGAUAUUAACAUGGACAUUGAAAGAAAAGAACUGUCAUUAAAACAGUUCAUGAAAUAUUGUGAAAUUCAACUACUAAUUGAACGUUUAAAAGAUUUUAAAUUAAACACUCUUGCAAAUGAAUCAGGAAUUAAUGAAAUCAUCCAGAGUUUUGAACAAAAUCUGAAAAUAAUUACUUUAAUGGUGACAUGUGAAGACUGCGGUGACGAGUUCACAAACAACUUGAAAUCAAGACUAAACGAAGUUCAAAUAGAAUUUAAAUUAAACGUUACAGAAUUAAAAGAAAAGAUGAUGUAUUCUAAAAUAAAAGAUAUUAAUGAACUCUUAAACAAUAUGGACUCGGCUGAUCAAAUUGUGGAAGGGACUCUGUUAGCUGUUAAAGAUAAAAUCGAAAACAUGUGUAAUAAGCUAGAAGAGGAAAAAGAAGAACUGAGCGAAACAUGCAUAGAAAACGUAACUUUUUCAAUAAAACAAUGGAAACAAGAUAUUACAAAUAAAGAAGAAUCUCUCCAAGAGAUGCUUAAAGUGAAUGAUACGAAAGAUAAAAUUGAAGAUAUUAUCAAAAGGAUAAAUAAGUGCAACCCAGAAGAUAAAGAUAUAUAUUCUUUAAUACACGCCUUUAAGGAUGAAAUUUCAAACAUAAUGAUACAAGCUGAACAUUUGAAACAAGCAAGUAUUGAUACACUUAGUGUAACUGUUGUCAAAGAAGCUAAAAUUGAACUGGAAAAUUUAAAGGGAAAAGUACGAGACAUUAAGAAAAACGAAUUUAAAGUCAAUAUACAGACAUUUAAUGACUGUUUAAACGACCUGAAGGCCAAUAGUGAUAAGGCAACGGAAAAUACUCUGAAAAAAAUAGAACAAGAUAUUAUUAUCUUCAAAAAUGAAAAAGAACAAGAUAACAAAAUUUUGGGUAUUACAUUUGAGGAAACAGAAUUUAAUUCUUUUGGCGAUUUGCUAGAACAAGUCAGUGAGCAAAAAAAAGUCCUUGAUGAGCAGAAUAAAGCUGCAAAGCUGAAAAAACAAAUUGAAAAUAUUAUUUUUAGUAUACAAAAAACUGAUCCAAAAGAAAAGGAUAUUAAUGCAAGAUUGUCUAAAUUUGACGAAGAGAUAAGUAGUAUAAUUUCCCAGAAGGAUAAUUUAAAGCGCGAUUUAAGAGAAGAUCUUGAAAAAUAUUGCGCUCGUGCUGAAUACGAACUAGAUAAACUGAACCAAAAAAAAAAAAAAAGAAAAUAA